AUGAGUCAAACAAGCAUAGCCGUUUUGGCAGCCAGUGUUGGAGUUGUGGAGGCCAUGAAAGACCAGCUGGGGAUCUGCAGGUGGAAUCAUGUCAUCAGAUCAACGCAGCAAAAUGCCAAGAACCAUCUCAGGUCCAUGUCUCAGGCCAAGAGCCUUUCUCCUUCAACUUCUGCAAUGGUUCUGAGCAAAGCAAGAGAGGAGAAACUGAGGCAGUCAGAGGAGACUUUGAGGACGUGGAGCAUGAACAAGUUCUGUAAGUCCUUAAAUCCACUUUGGAAGAAGGUUAGUCGUGCAACUAUUAGGAAUGACUGCUUUACUACGUACAACAUUGAGAAUAAGAAGUUGAAAACAUUGUUGGGGAAGGGGCAGUGGACGAGGUCAACAUCACCACAGAUACGCGGACAAGGCAUUGAGGACAAGGUAUUUACAAUAACAAUUGAUAAUGUUAAAGCAAAUGAUACUGCCAUCAUAAUUCUUAAAGAUGAUUUCGAGUUAAGGGAAGUCUUGCCUAUUGGAGGUCAAUUAUUUCAUGUGCGAUGUUGUGCUCAUGUUACUAACUUGUUGGUGCAAGCAGGACUUGCUGAAAUUGGAGACAUAAUUGAUUCAGUUAGAGAGGGUAUCAAGUAUAUUUUGGCUUCUGAGAGUUAG
This is a messenger RNA of Alnus glutinosa, 648 nucleotides long. RefSeq lists its product as uncharacterized. The record is from RefSeq and is a predicted model, not a curated record. The transcript is spliced from 3 exons. Lineage: Eukaryota; Viridiplantae; Streptophyta; Magnoliopsida; Fagales; Betulaceae. Bases 1 to 648 code for a protein of 215 amino acids.